This is a messenger RNA of Linderina pennispora, 1182 nucleotides long. RefSeq lists its product as uncharacterized. The transcript has 2 exons. Lineage: Eukaryota; Fungi; Kickxellomycota; Kickxellomycetes; Kickxellales; Kickxellaceae. Gene Ontology annotation, molecular function: acyltransferase activity, transferring groups other than amino-acyl groups. The coding region runs from base 75 to 710 and encodes 211 amino acids. The record is from RefSeq and is a predicted model, not a curated record.
UGGCACUCCCUCUCUCCUGUGCCAUUCAGCGUUCCUUUUCACUCAAAGAGACAACCAGGCAGAAAUAUCAGCGGAUGGGGAAAGAUAAGAGCAUUCGCAGCAAGGGCAGCAAGAAGGGCCAAGCCCAGGACAGCGUGCCAGAGGAUGUGCCAAGCUCGCUUGUGGCCUCACCGAUCCCACGGCAACCCAAGGACUUGCAUCCAUGGCUGUCUGUCCCUGCAUACAAGGAGCUGAUCCCACGCUGCCAGCACCUGGAGAAGCGCGUGUUCCCAAAGUCCGAGGCUAUGGAUCUGGCCAGCGAGCUGAAAAAACCCAACCAGUUCCUGUUUGUUGUCUUGCGGCGCACCAAUGCUGGCAACAUUGAGCUGCUAGCCUACGGCGUCCUUGCUCUGUCGCGAAUUGACCGCACCGCACGGAUCUCAAAAAUCUGUACGGACCCGGCAUUCAGGCGGCAGGGUGCAGGCAGGCUGGUUGUCCGCAGCAUGCUGGGUGCGCUGGGCGCAUGUGACGUGGAGAGUGCAGAGGGGCACAAUUGCCCAACAAUCCCGCUGUCAAAGUACGUGUUCCUGCCAACCACCAUGGAGAUAUGUGCGGUGCAGCUCCAUGUGGACAAGGCACGGUGCGGAUUUGGCGUCAAGACGGUGGUGCCCAACUAUUACGCCGAGGGCCGCGAUGCCCUGCUGAUGACAAGAGGCAUUGAUUGUAUGUAAUUGUUAAACAAGACGCUAGAACAGCUUUUUGCGCUCGGACUCCGCCUUGACAUAAGCGACGACAUCUACCACAAGAAUAAACGAGUGGCCAAUAGCAGCGAGUUUUCUAGUACAUGCAAUACAGCCCAUGUUCACCACCCCCAUGCUCAAGACACCCCUCGCCAACCCACCCUUACCUCUGAUAUCGCUGUCUCGCUGGAACCCUUGAAACACCAUUUUAUUCCCCGGAAUGUACCGCUUGGGCGAGCGCAGAAACUCCGCCAUGGUAUCUUCAGACCACAGGACUUUGGAGCUUUUCAUCGCCGGCGUGUACGCAUAGCCCUCCACCGUGCCAGCCUUUUGCCAAACACCUGCCAGAGCGACGGCCCCGACUUGUUGCAUCCAGGCGUCACUGUGUGGCAGAGCCCGCAGCGCGUACGGAACAGCCGUGCUCCUUUUGCCAUAUUGAUCUCUGAUCCAUCGGCUGCUGGCG